Messenger RNA from Oreochromis niloticus (Nile tilapia), 1064 nucleotides. RefSeq names its product dynein heavy chain 8, axonemal. The coding region runs from base 1 to 753 and encodes 250 amino acids. Gene Ontology annotation, biological process: microtubule-based movement. Lineage: Eukaryota; Metazoa; Chordata; Actinopteri; Cichliformes; Cichlidae. Gene Ontology annotation, cellular component: dynein complex. Gene Ontology annotation, molecular function: dynein light intermediate chain binding; dynein intermediate chain binding. The transcript has 5 exons. The record is from RefSeq and is a predicted model, not a curated record.
AUGGUCAUUCACAGCAGGCUGGUCAAAGGUCAACUCCAGAAGAUGGGUCCUCUUCAGCCAAUGAACAUCUUCCUCCGACAGGAGUUGGACCGAAUGCAGUGUGUCAUCAGCAGCGUACGGAGCACACUCACUGACCUCAGACUGGCCAUCGAUGGGACCAUCAUCAUGUCUGAAGACCUGCGCGACGCCCUCAACAGCAUGUUCGAUGCUCGGAUCCUGCGCCUGUGGCUGAGGCUCAGCUGGCCAUCGGCCACGCUCGGCUUCUGGUUCAGCGAGCUGCUGGAGAGGAACCAGCAGCUCAGCGCGUGGAUCAGUGCCGGGCGGCCCAACCAGUUCUGGCUCACCGGCUUCUUCAACCCGCAGGGUUUCCUGACCGCCAUGCGCCAGGAGACGACACGCUCCAACCUGUCCAGGGGCUGGGCCUUGGACACGGUCACCCUUAGCAACGAUGUCACCAAGAUGAUGAGGGAGGAUGUCUCAGCUCCGCCCCCUGAAGAUGUGGGUGGAGUCUUUAUCUAUGGCCUCUUUCUGGAUGGAGCGGGAUGGGACAGACGUGGCGCCAAACUCGCUGAGGCUCCGCCCAAAGUCCUCUUCACCCCCCUCCCUGUGGUCCACGUCUUCGCCGUCAGCUCAGCCAACAUGGCCGACAGUAAGCGUCCCCCUGGCGGCGGGGGGCGGUCAGCCUGUACUCGUGUCCCGUCUACAAGAAGCCUCUACGCACCGACCCGAACUUCAUCUUCUCCCUGCAGCUGAGGAGCGUGCAGCCGCCCGAGCGCUGGACGCUGCGAGGCGCCGCGCUGCUCUACGACUGCAAGUGAUCCAAACGUUGUUGUUCCACAGACACAGACAGACACUCACCGUGGGGCUCUGCUGUGUCUCACUCAGACCUCCCCACAGGUUUCAGUUUGAGCUUUUUUAUUCUGAUGUUCUGAUAGUUUCCAUUUUUCUUCAGCACCAAACAUGUUUGUAGGUUUUUAGUCUGUUAAAUUUAUGAAAAUCAAAAUGUUUCCACCUCUCUGCAAGUCUCUAAUAAUCAUAAUAAUAAUCAUAAUAAUAAUAAUAAU